This is a messenger RNA of Cyclopterus lumpus (lumpfish), 4673 nucleotides long. RefSeq names its product amyloid beta (A4) precursor protein-binding, family B, member 1 (Fe65) (gene apbb1). The record is from RefSeq and is a predicted model, not a curated record. Gene Ontology annotation, biological process: regulation of DNA-templated transcription. Gene Ontology annotation, cellular component: nucleus; cytoplasm. The transcript has 14 exons. Gene Ontology annotation, molecular function: transcription factor binding; amyloid-beta binding. NCBI's taxonomy places the organism in Eukaryota, Metazoa, Chordata, Actinopteri, Perciformes, Cyclopteridae. The coding region runs from base 190 to 2244 and encodes 684 amino acids.
AGUGGCAGCAGCGAGCUCUGGCCGUGACGUAGCCCGGUGACGCAGACUCGCCCUCCAUCGCCAGAAAACACCAUCUACAAACGAAGUCAGUCCUCACGAUUUAUGGAAAUAUGUAGUUGGCUCGUACAGUCCAGCACAUUUCGACGACAGGAGCUCUAGUGGAGCUGCGCUGUUACAUGGGAAGUUAACAUGGGUGGCCUUGAUGAUGAAGAUAUGCCAUACGUUGUGAACAAACAAAAACAAGACGAAGAGCUGAAGAACAAGCUGAAUGACAGCAGCCUCUGGUGCGACCAGGAGUCCACUGGCAACAAUGCCAAGUGGGUCAAAGAAGGCCAGAACCAGCUGCGGAAAGUAGCUGAGAACCAACAGGACCAGGACCACAACUGCAACAUCAGUCAGAAUGGGAACAAGGAUGACUUCCCUCACCAGAACACCACUCAGGAAGAACAACAGGGGAACGAGGAGCAGACCAAGUCUCCCAAGAUAGCAAUGACCCCUGGUCUCAGUCAGGAGGAGUCCAAGAACAUCCUUAACCAGCCGCUGCUCAUCGAUACUCUGGAGUCUACAGAAGAGAAAGAAAGAGAAGAAGAUGCUAAAGAGAAGGAUAACACAUCAGAGGAAGAUGAAGAAACAUCAGGUGUUAUCAGAGGAGAGACGGCAACAGAAGAACCGAUUGAUGUGGAGUCUCAGCAAGAAAGUGGUGUCGUUGGGAGAAAUGCCUGCCUCCUGUUCUCCAACAUGAACGGGACACCAAAUGAUGAGGAAUCCAGCUGGCCUGCACUUUCUCAGGACAACCCAGCUGACAGCUCUCCAAAUGGCAACAGAGAGUCCUUUUGGGAUUCUAGUGCCUUUGAGACCGACACGGACCUGCCUUCAGGAUGGAUGAGGGUUCGAGAUACAUCAGGCACAUACUACUGGCACAUCCCCACAGGCACCACCCAGUGGGAGCCUCCUUCACCCCAGGGUAGAGUUGGCGACUCCAUGAUGUCCUCGACUAUGUCCCUGGAGACUACGCCCUGUGAGGAGACUGAGGAAUCCUGGGCUCAUCUUUCCAGCACAGAUGAAGGAGUCGGGGAAGGGGAACUGUGGAAUGAGGAGGCUGAGGUUGCAUCUGAUCAAAGUCUGAAGGAGUUUGAAGGGGCAACUCUACGCUAUGCAUCCAUAAACCUGAAUUACAAUUUCCCCCAGUCCGAGGAAGAGGAGAAGCUCGCUCCACUCUGCACAGAUUUGGAAACUAAGUGUUUUGCAGUGCGUUCCCUCGGCUGGGUGGAGAUGUCUGAGGAGGACAUGGUACCUGGCAAGAGCAGCGUUGCUGUCAACAACUGCAUCAGGCAGCUCUCUUAUCACAAACACAACCUUCAUGACACUGCCGGCAUCUGGGGAGAGGGUAAGGAUAUGCUGAUGGUCCUGGAGAACGACACCAUGAACUUGAUCGACCCGCUGGGUCAGACUCUGCUCCAUGCUCAGCCCAUUGGCAGCAUCCGUGUUUGGGGUGUUGGCAGAGACAAUGGCAGGGAUUUUGCUUAUGUGGCUCGAGACAACCUGACUCAAGUUCUGAAGUGUCAUGUUUUCCGCUGUGACUCGCCUGCCAAGAACAUAGCCACCAGUCUACAUGAGAUGUGCUCAAAGAUAAUGAUGGAGAGAAAGGCGACCAAGCCAGGGGUGAGCAGGCUCAGCUCUGACCUGAGUAACCCUGUGGUCAUCCCUAUUGAAGAGUUUCCUGCUCCAAAAAAUGAACUCUUCUACCAGUUCCAUGUUUAUUACCUUGGUUGUGAGGCUGUGGCUAAGCCAGUUGGUAUGGAUAUAAUCAACGACACGCUUGAGGCAGCCAUUAAGGGCAAAGAUACAAGUGACUGGACUCCGGUCUCAGUGGAUAUUGCUCCAGCCACCCUCACAAUACUUUCAAAACAGAGUGAGGAGGUGCUGUCCGAGUGCAGGGUGCGCUUCCUGUCUUUCAUGGGUGUGGGAAAGGACGUCCACGCGUUUGCUUUCAUCAUGUCAGAGGGGCCCCAAGAUUACACCUGUCACAUGUUUUGGUGUGAACCCAACGCAGCUAGUCUGAGCGAGGCUGUGCAGGCUGCCUGCAUGCUUCGUUACCAGAAAUGUUUAGAUGCACGUCCGCCCAGCCUGGCCUCCUGCCUGCCUACUGUUCCUGCUGACUCUGUGGCUCGACGGGUCAAGAAGGGGGUGCAGAGUCUGCUGGGCAGCUUUAAGAGCUACAGGUCAGGCCCUCAAUCCCCUUGAGUUGGAGUGAAGAUGGUCGACAGUCCAUUAAACACAAGGUCCAUCACCACAGCCGCGUCUCAUUGUCACUCCCCCCUCAUCUUUCUCCCACAGUUUCGCCUUAUGACCGUUUUACUUGUCUAGUCACUAGUCUGGUGUGUGGAAUAGUUUGAGGAAAAUACAUGUGUGAAAAGAUUGCAUUUAUUCCCCUUUUUGGCUUUUACCUAAUACCCCCUUUUUAAACUCCCGUCUCUAAACAAAUGAAACCCUGGCCUCCAAUUCUUUUUGUUUUCUUUGCUGGGAUUCUUUCUGUGAGUCUUAACUAUUUUUGUGUUUUAACAGAAACAAUGCUAUGAAUGUUGGAUAUGGAUGUAAAAUAUAUUUACAUACAGACGCUAGAAUUAGCUUGAAAAAGAGCUUGAAAAAGAGCUUGCUAGAUUCUCUCUCAGAAAUGGUCUCUUUCCUGUUUCCAACGCUCUUCCUUUUUUACAUUUUUAAACAAGGUACUGCAACACAGUCGUUGUUAAGAAUCCUCAUAUUGAUUCUCUCUCCCUCCACCACCUUAGGUUGUAACAUAAGCGGCGUCUCAGUGGUCUCAGUGCCAUGUAGUUCUAUGGCCCAGACCCUCCCCAACAAUUUAUUUUCGUCUUCCAAAGAGCUUUACGGUCAUCUGUCACGUAGUGUGCAACCACUGAUUUGAGUGUCUCAUACAUUCUGCAUGAACAUUUGCAAGUUCAGUGCUACUGUGCAAUAAUCAGAUGUUCCUGUAUGGUGUGGUGAUGCGGUGGCUGCCUUGUGGUUUAUUUGUUCACUUUAAUGAGAGAGUCUGGCUGGAUUGGAUGUGAGGCUAAUGGAACAACAGAGCCAUGUUGAAGAUCAUUAUCUUGUCAUAGAAAUAAUUGUAAUAAAAAAUACAAACUCUGGGUUUUCACACAGCCAUUUCUCACCAACAACUACUGAAUAGUAGAAACUCACCACAAGCUGCAUGUUUUGAUAGCUUAGAGUUCUUGCUGCUCGCAGCAGUGUAGUGCUUAAGACCCAUCAAUGUAUCCUGUAAAUUCUUUCUCUGUGUUUCCGUAUGGUAAGAGGAGGCUGGAGUCGAUGUGUUGUUUCGUGUUGCAUAGGCAUGUCACUCUAGUUGGUGUCAGUGUUUAUCAUAAGCUAGCAGUAGAGCGUUAGACUUCCUGUUAGUUCCUUCAGACUGAAAAGAUGAGAGCAGGUUAAUGUUUGUAUUUACAGUUUGUGUAUGUGGGACACCUAGAUAUGAUUUCUCCAGUGGUUUACAUUUUUGCUUUUUCCUUGGCCACAUUUUGACAUUUGUGGGCCCUGGCCACUCCAGUUAAUGUAUUUUUUAUUGUUUCCCCUCAUUACAAUGUACACAUUAAGAUGACAUUCACGUUAGAUUUACUUUUUUAUAAAGAAAACACUAAUUAGCCAAGUUGUAUUUUAUCUUUGUGUGUCUGUCAGUGAUAAAUACUGUAUGUAUGUAGCGCAAUAGUAAUAGUCAUCUCUAAGGUUAAAGAUGCAGUUUGUAAGAUUCUUUGGUAAUGUUGACCUCUGCAGGGCAUUUGUUUGGCCACGUUGAGACAUUGGUAGCUACUUAAUAGAUAUCCUCAGGCUAACUGAUUCCACUCCAUAAGAGAUACACAAUAAGACAAACCCACAGCAUUCAAUUAAAUUACAACAGAUAUUGUGAAAAGUAAUGUAUAGACAUGCAUUACAAAUACAACUUUGUAUUUAAAAGACAAAAAUGCAUCUAUGAAACUGGUGUCUUAAUGGAUAACACUGAUGUUAAAAAGAAGGACUUUGUGUUGGUGUAACUGGUGCGUAAUGAGACAUCUAUGGUCUAAAAUUAAAGCCAUUUGAGAUCAUUUUGAUUAAUUCUCAUUAACCUGCUACCAGGGUUGUAUUUUUAUAUUUAAAAGAAGUUGAAAUCAGACGGUUCCUCAAAAGUGUAGAAAAAAGCUAUAUUCCAUGUUUGAAACGUAGAAACGAGAAGUGUGACACUGUUCUCUGAGACAGAUUCCCAGCUAUAAAGCUGUCAUGCAGUCUGCACUGUUGACCUUAUUGUUGGACCUUGUCGACCAAUUUUGAAAGCAAUACAAUGCUUUGUGACGACUGGCCUUUCUUCAAAAUAAUUUCUCUCUAUAGAUGUUUUUAACAUUUUUGAAGUUAUCACUAACACUAAAACUCUUACCAACUGCUUCUUUAUAUGUGUAAGAUAUAACACUAAUGAAAAUUAGUCUACAUUGACUCAUAUUACGGCCAUGUCAUGUGUCACUUGGAAUUAUUUUUGCUUUUUCAGAGCGAGCUGUGUCCAGUCAGUGGCAACAUUAAAGCCAGAUGAGUUCAAGAACAUUAGCAGAUUAAUUUAUUUCUGUUCAUGUAAAUUAGGUGUAUAAAAUGUGUGUAUAUAAAAGUCACUGCACAAUAAAUGUGAACAUAUCAUA